Molecule: messenger RNA, 5375 nt
Organism: Chrysoperla carnea
Lineage: Eukaryota; Metazoa; Arthropoda; Insecta; Neuroptera; Chrysopidae
Exons: 5
Coding region: 36-4811 (1591 amino acids)
Source: RefSeq, a predicted model, not a curated record
AAUCUACUGUACCUUGCAACGUAAAAACUUCAAAAAUGUUACAUGAAGAAAGUUCAAAGAUCGAUAGGUCGAACAUUAUCGAAAAUAAAAUUAUAGAGAAAAAUGAAAAUUUAAAUGAUGAAUUAGAAGAUAUUCUCGGGAAAAUAUCCGAUACUUCUGGAAAUCCUGAUGAGCUUAGUGAAAAUGAAUUAGUUAUUAAUGAAAGGGAAAAAGUCAUUAUAAAUUCUUUGCAAGAUAACGUUAAAGAAAAAGCUACCGCGGCUCAAGCACCGAAAAAUCUAACUAUUCCAAGAAAGUCAAAUAAUUUUGACAGAAAAUCGACUAAAGUUGUCCAAUUAGAAACAUUGAAAAUUUUAGAUAACGUGGACGCGUCGAAAAUUAUCGAAAAUAAAAUUAGAGAUGUAACGUCAAUAGAAAAUUCAAACAUAGUAUCGAACAGCAAAGAAAAAGUUUUAUUAAUAGAAAAUACGGAAACUGGUGGUGAUUUAACUAAAAAUAUUCAAGAAGAAACAAUGGAUAUUUGGGAAAAUUCCAGUAAUGAUUCGUUGGUGAUAGAUUUAGGCGAACAUGAAAAUGAUGAAGCAUCGACUAAUUCUAUCGAAAGUUCGAACAUCGUAGGAAAUACGCCAGAAAAUGAAAAUGUAAGGGCAAUUUUCAAUGUUAAAUCAUUGGAAAUCGAAGAUAGUUCGAAGAAAUUAUUACAAAGCAACACCGAUGAGAAAACAAAAGAAAAUUCCAACAUUCAAGAGCUGCAAAAAGUAGAAAAUUCAGAAAAAUCAUUACAAAGCAAUGUAAUUGAAGAUUCGACUGAAAACAUCAACUUAAAAGUGUUAAAUGUCGAAAAAUCUAAAAAGCGAUUACAAAAUGAUACACAAGAUGGAACAAUUGAAAAUUGUAACGUUGGAACAUCGAAAACUACAAAUAAGGCAAAAAAAUCCGUACAAAAUAAUGUCGAUGUUAAAAUAUGUCCUGUCAAAAACGUUGAAAAUUUAGAAAAAGCUGACAAAAACGUACAAAUUGAUAACAAAUCUGAAGCUAAAAAGUUGAUAAGAUCAAAAACAUCCUUACAAACCAUCAUCGAUAGCAAAAUAAUUGAAGGUUUCUAUACCGAAAUUGGCUUACGUAAUCGAAAAGUCAAAAUAACUCCUCCAUCGCAAAUACAAAUUAAAAAACGUAAAUUAAAUAAUUCCGAACCAAAAAAGAUUCAAGAAUUAGAAACUUCAAAAAAUAAUUUGCCUAAUAUUAAUGUAAUUUCAAAAGAAAGAGCAAUUGCAUUAAUGAAAUCGAAAAUAUCGAAACCAACAACACAGUCAAUUGUUAUUCGUAAUCCAAAAACGAAAGAAGUUAUCAAAUUACAGGAACAAAUUGAUCGUCCUAAUUUGAUAGAAGAGCGUUCUAAAAUCGAACAACAAACUGAGAAAACAUAUCGACGUCGUGGACGGAAGAGAAAAUGUCCAGACCAAGAUAUUCAUAAAAAAGAUUUAGAAAAUAAUCUAGGAAUCUUUCCCAUUCCAAGUAAAAAUGUUCGGAUUGAAAAUGUUGAAAGUAUUAAUCAUGAAGUACAAAAUAGCUCAAACGAACGUAAUAAAGGAAUCUGUUCCAUUCAAGGUGAAAAUUUUCGGGGCGAAAAUAAUCAUGAUUUAGAUAACAUUCUGAUUGAAAAUAAUCAAAAGAUCUAUCCCAUUCCAAGCGACAAUAGCCAAGGUAUCAAUUCUAAUAAAGAAUAUACUCGUGUCGAAAAUGGUCUCGACGUACAAAAUAAUCAAAGGAUCAAAUCUGAUAUUCAAAGUGAAAAUAUUCGGGUCGAAAACCAACCUGAUAUUCAAACACUAAAUAUUCAGGUUGAAAAUAAUCAAAAUCUGAAGGAAAUGGUUGAUAUUCCAAUUAAAAAUUCAUUAGGAGCUGGAAAAAUAGAAAUAUUAGAAAAUAUUACGAUAAUACCAGAAAAUGGGAAUGAAAUAAUGAAUCAAACGGAAAAAUUUGGAAAUAAUAAACAAACAGACAAUACGGUAGUUUUUAUUGAAAAUUGUGAAAAUGAUUCUAGAAUAAUUCCAGAAUAUGGUGACUUAGAAAUAGAUUUUACUGAAGGAAUUGAAGUAGAUUUUACAGAAAAUCAAAAAACGAAAGAAGCAAUCAAAUUACAUCAACAAAUUGAUCGUGCUAAUUUGAUAGAAGAGCAAACCGAUCGAUCUAAAAAUGAGAAAAAACAACAAAAUAGGAAAAAAUGUCGACGUCGUGGGCGGAAAAGAAAAUGUCCGGACCAAGAUAUUCAUAAAAAAGAUUUCGAAAAUAAUGUAGGAAUCUUACCCAUUUCAAGUAAAAAUAUUCUGAUUAAAAAGGUCGAAAGUGUUAAUCAUGACAUACGAAAUAUUUCAAACGAAUGUAAUCAAGGAAUUAGUUCUAUUCAAGGUGAAAAUUUUCGGAGCGAACAUAAUCAUGAUUUAGAUAACAUUCUGAUUGAAAAUAAUCAAAAGAUCUAUCCGAUUCCAAGCGACAAUGGCCAAAAUACCCAGGGGAUCAAAUCUGAUACACAAAGUGAAAAUAUUCGGAUCGAACACCAACCUGAUAUUCAAACGGUAAAUAUUCAAGUUGGAAAUAAUCAAAACCUGAAGGAAAUGCUUGAUAUUCCAAUUGGAAAUUCAUUAGGAGCUGAAAAAAUAAAAAUAUUAGAAAAUAUCACGAUAGAACCAGAAAACGGGAAUAAAAUAAUGAAUCAAACAAAAAAAUUUGAAAAUAAUGAACAAACAGACAAUACAAUAGUUUUUAGUGAAAAUGAUUCUAGAACAAUUCCAGAAUAUGGUGACUUAGAAAUAGAUUUUACUGAAGGAAUUGAAGUAGAUUUUACAAAAAAUCCAAAAACAAAAGAAGUUAUCAAAUUACAGGAACAAAUUGACCGUGCUAAUUUGAUAGAAGAGCAAACCGAUCGAUCUAAAAUCAAAAAACAAAAUGGGAAAAAAUGGCGACGUCGUGGACGGAAAAGAAAAUGCCCGGACCAAGAUAUUCAUAAAAAAGAUUUAGAAAAUAAUCUAGGAAUAUUUCCCAUUCCAAGUAAAAAUAUUCUAAUUAAAAAUGUCGAAAGUGUUAAUCAUGACAUACGAAAUAUUUCAAACGAAUGUAAUAAAGGAAUCUGUUCCAUUCAAGAUGAAAAUUUUCGGGGCGAAAAUAAUCAUGAUUUAGAUAACAUUCUGAUUGAAAAUAAUCAAAAGAUAUAUCCCAUUCCAAGCGACAAUAGCCAAAAUACCCAGGGGGUCAAAUCUGAUACACAAAGUGAAAAUAUUCGGGUCGAAAACCAACCUAAUAUUCAAACAAUAAAUAUUCAAGUUGGAAAUAAUCAAAACCUGAAAGAAAUGGUUGAUAUUCCAAUUGAAAAUUCAUUACGAGCUGGAAAAAUAGAAAUAUUAGAAAAUAUUACGAUAGAACCAGAAAAUGGGAAUGAAAUGAAUCAAACAGAAAAAUUUGGAAAUAAUGAACAAAUAGACAAUACGCUAGAUUUUAUUGAAAAUUGUGAAAAUGAUUCUAGAGUUAUUCUAGAAUAUGGUGACUUAGAACUAGAUUUUGUUGAAGAAAUUGUAAUAGAAAACACAGAAAAACUUAACGAAAAUAAAGUUGUAACAUCUAAAGUUAAGCAUGAAGUUCCUAAAAAUAAUGUGAUAGAAAAUUGUGAAAAUGAUUCUAGAAAAAUUUCACAGUAUGGUGACCUUGAGAUAGAUUUUACUCAAGAUAUUUCGAUUGGUUUAAUUCCUGGAAAGUCUAAGAAACCUGUUGUGAAUACGAGUAAAAAUUCGAUUAAAAUUUUAAGGAAAUAUUUGAAAGAUGAUUUUACUGAAGAUAUUUUGGUGACUACAGCAAAUCAACUGAAUAACUUGGAACCAUCAAAAAUUGCAGAUUUAAUACUUGAAGAAAUAAUUGAAGAUGUGUGUGAGAAAUUAAAUUUUGAGGAAUCACCACCAGCUAUACCUUUAACAAAGAUUCAGCAACGAUUAAUAACACUUAUUUAUUAUCUCCAUGAUCGAGAAAAUAUUCCGGACUUUUUGAAUGUAAUGUUAAGCAAGCUUCAUAAAUAUUUAUUGGAUAAAUUCGCACCAUUGUUUGGAUUAGUGCGAGUUAUAAAAAUGUAUAUUAGUUUUUGUAAACUUGGGAAUAGUUUCGAUAAAAUGCGAGAUUUGAUAUGGCAAAUUGCAUUGGUACAUCAAAUAAAAUUACCUCGUCUUAUGUAUGAAAUAUUGACAAAUUGGCCCGAAGUGAUGCCCAUCUAUAAUGAAGAUAAACGUAAUAUAUUAAUUGAAGUAGUAUUUUAUACAUUAUUAUGGGACACGUCAUCGAUUUAUGGUAGUUAUAAAAAGCCCUUAAUUGACUUUAUUGAAGGCUUUUAUAAUUAUAAACGUGGAAAAGUUAUUAUGAUGACGUUAGCCAACGAUCUUUUAAAAGAAUUUAAAUCAAAUUAUUCAUCAAACGAGCCAGUAACCGCAAUAUUAAUAUUUUGUAAACAUCAUAAAGGAUUGGAUGUUUAUAAAUUUAUAAUAAAAAAUUUAUUACAAAAUAUAAAAACAUGUACACAGUAUUUCAAAAGUAAUAAACAAUGUGAUAUGAAUGUACAAAAUUUAGCACAACGUACAGUCAAACUAAUUUCCCAAAUAGAUGAUGUGAUGGUUGAUCAAUGGGACUUUACUAGCGAAAUUGUUGAUUGUUUAUUAGAAUUGAUUAGGGCGUGCGAUGGUAUUUUGUGUGGUCAAGAAUUAGAUUUGAAAUUUUUUUUAAAAAACUUUAAGAACAAAGACUCAGCUAAUUUGAAUAGUAAAAUUGUUUCAUGAUUUAAAAAUGAGAACCUACUCUAUUAGUUUAAACACCCGUUAAUCCUUCAGACUGGGAUUACUCUUGUGAUGAUCUCACAAGCAACAAAGAAAGAAUAGUAUAUUAAUUUAGUUAUUAAAUGUUCCGGAUAGAUAAUGUCAUUUAUAAAAUAUAUUAUAAUCAUGAUUAGUUAUCACAUUUUUUUUGCCAUUGAACACACAGUGUAUCUACGGAGAUUGUCGAAGUAUAACGGAGCCAUCCGAUUUGUGGUUUUUUUACCGACUUUAUUGAAAUGAUGAAAAAAACUUUCACAGCUGUUAAUAAUUUUUGUUUGUUUAUUUUUUGAGUUUUAAAAAAUGUUUAUUUACAUCAUGUAAAGUAUGAAUAAUUUUGUGAAGGUAAAAAUUUUCAAGCGGUCAUUUCAUUUGAAAAAAAAAAGUUUUAAAAUAAACCUGAGAAAGCAAAUCUCUACGCUCUAAAACCGUUCUGAAGGGUUAAAAAUGGAAAGUAAUCAACUAUGUAUUCAUCUUUUAGAAAUUCGUUUUAUAAAUUAUUGUUGUCGGAAAUCUAUUUUUAUUUUAUUU